Messenger RNA from Paramecium sonneborni, 1301 nucleotides. The record is from the annotation of a GenBank genome assembly. Lineage: Eukaryota; Ciliophora; Oligohymenophorea; Peniculida; Parameciidae.
AUGAAUUAAUUAUAAAUCUCAACUUAAGAAAUUAGCAAAUACAAAGACACAAUUACUUAAUUUCUAAAAGACAAUACUCUUUAUGAUUGUUUAGCUCAUCAUAAUUAGGUAUGAGUGUGAUAAUAAUAAAAGUUGAUUGUUUUGGAUUAGACAUUUACUUGUUGGGAGGUGUUUUAGAUUUUUGUUGAAGACAACAUAGAAGAAUCGCUAUUCUGGAAUUCUGAUAUUUCUAAUUAUGAUGGCGUAUUUACACAUUCAGAUUUGAUAAAAGUACUUUUGAAAUUAUAUGAAAAUGCAUUUCACAAUAAAUCUUCAUGUAUAAAAUUAAAUUUAAUUAAGUGUAAUAGUCUGGACCUUUAUUUAAUGUAAUAGAAGAGGAAAGUGAAGAUCAGGAGGAAAGUACAUAGAAGAAUUUAUCUCAGAAAUAAUAACCAAGGGAACUAAACGAUGAUUAAAAACUAAGAUUAAUUUAUGAAAUGAAAACUAUUUCCAUUAGAUAAUGGAAUCGGAUAUUAAAAGAAGAUGUAAGUUCGUUCUCUCUAUUCAAAUAGAUGGAAUCUUCCAUAGGAUUUAUUUAAGGAAGAAAUGAUGAAAGAUUAUACGAUGCUUGUGUUAAAAUAGUUAAGUCUGGAACUAGUCGUCUUUUUGUCGUUGAUCCAGAAACAUUAAUGUUUUAAGGAGUCAUUCAUCAAAAAGAUAUAUUAUCCUUUUUAAUUAAAGGUUUUACUUAAUAUUUAGGAACAAUAUUAAAAUAAUAAAAUAAUAUUCUAUCUUAACAUUAAAUAAGUAUUAAAGCAUUUUUUUCGACUUAUAACCGAUAAAUAGAGAUUAUAACUUGUAAAGAGAAUGAAACUGUUUAUUAGUAUCUAUUUAACUUUAAUCAAGAGUAUUUUAUACUAUGAUGCAUAAUCAUAAGUCUUAUAUCAUUCCUAUUGUUAAUAGUAAUGAUUAGUAUCUUGGGUAGAUAAAUAGAAGAGACAUCCUUUUAAUUAUAAAAAAUGGUUUAUUUGAGUUGGUAAAUUUAAAUAAUAUAAAAAAAUAGUUUUCUUAGACUGCCUCUUAAUUAUUAGUAUUCUUGUAAAAUGAAAAGGCAAGAAUACCUGCCUAUUAAUACUAUUCAAAACAGUUCUUUAGUAUGGAUUAAACCAUAAAAGAAGUAAUAAAUAUAAAUUAAUGAGGUUGUUGAAAAUUUAGUUUUAUCGGAUAGCUCAGCUUUGAUUUCUUUAUCUUCAAAUAGACAAAUUUAAGCCAUUAUUACAAUUUCAGAUAUUUUGAGAUUCAUUUUAAAAGAUGCAUAUUGA